UAUCCAUACAGUAUCACAGAAACACAGGUGGCUGCAGGCAGCAUAGGCUUGUGUGUAAGUGGGAAGGGGGUGUCCAUGCACCCCGUGAGGCAGGGGUGGUGGGAGGCCAGCAGGGAGGCAGCAGCUUGGUCUUGCUCCAGUGCGUUGUCCACUGAGUGGUUCCUGUUUCCCCUAAGGCUGCCCCUCAUUAGCAUGAAUCGGGGGAAGGGCAUAAAAGACUCCAGUUCAUUUUGAGUCUGGAAAAACUUUACUUCAAAAUGACAACCAAAGUGUUCUGGCUCCUCUGCUUUGUCAUUAGAUCAUCUUCCAGCUCGGCGGCCGGAUCCCUGCCCUAUGCCGAGAAACCCAGUGAGACUCGCAGCAAAGAUGCAUAUACUUCAGCAGACUCUGCACCUGGCCAAGUCAAACUGCCAGCCUGGGGCACCACCAGUGCUAGAGAGAAUCACACCGAACACUGGCUUUUGUCUCCCACCAACCUGCAGCACCCAAAACCUCCCGAAGUCAUCUCCCGCUCAUCGGACAAAAAGAAACAAACCAAGCCUUCUCUAGAAAACAGCACGGGGCUGAGGAAACACCUCUUGCAGUAUGGAGGGGCCCUGCCUCUGGAGAGUGCAACUGAGGGGCCGUCUCCUGCCUCCUUUGACUUCAGCCACGCAAACAGAAUGCCUGUGGACAGACGGCUGGCUGAGGCUGCUAACAGUGUGUCGGCUCACUUCCACCACACAGCAUCUUCCUAUCAGAAGAUCACAGCCUUAGCAGAGGCUCAUCCUUUCCUACGCUCUGGAACAGUAGAGUCAGAUGAUCCUAACAUGCUGGAUCAUUUCAACCGACCAGGAAAGAUAAAUCCCUAUAAAAGUGCUGAUCUCUGGAAAAAGAUCGUCAAACCCUCCUGGGUGACUAACCGCCAGUCAUCCAGUCUGCCGUACCAUUUCAGCGUGUUGAAAAAAGAUGCUGAUAAAGAGAAGGCAUGUCUGACUGAGUGCAGGAAAGAGAGAGAUGAAGUGGAGGCCUACUGCACGAGUGAAUUCGCAGUGAAUGGAAUUGUUUAUAACAUGGAAAGACUGGGGAGUGGAGUCCACUUGAUUACGUUUUUGGUAAACAGCGAUGGAUUAUACAAGAUGAAUCGUCUGUAUUUUACUCCUGAUGGCUUCUUCUUCCGAAUUCACAUUCUAGUUGUGGAUUCUUUAAACUGCAGUAAACCGUGUCCAGACUUUAAACUUGGCAGUAGAUACAUUGUGAUGGGUCAGAUCUACCACAAGAGACGACAGAUCCCUGCAAACCUACUGCAGUUCCUGCGAGGGCGCCUGAGGCCUGGGGAUGGACUGCUUGGAAGCAGCAGCAGCUAUGUGAAGAGAUUCAACAGGAAGAGGAAUCGCAAAGUGCAAGGGGCUCACGCUAAAUGUAGAUAAGGCUACACUAACCUCUACAGGCAGCAGUAGAAUUCAUCUACAAGAAUAAGCGUGAUGACUGAGCAACAGUAGGAGGUAAUUCUACUUAUGCCUGAAAUUGGUUGUGAAUAGGACGCUUGCUUUUGUGCUUUGGCAAACACUAGCUGAAUGUUUUGAGUAGGUACCUACAUAUUGUGAAAUACAGCACAAAAGUCAGUUUACAAUAACUGCUCAUGAAUUUGCUCUAGCUGUUUCCAGAGCCACGGGCUAUCGCCUCCUCUGCUAUAAUGUACACCUAAUAAUUUGUAGUAAUUGUAAAGUAAAAUUCUGAAGGCUUGUUCAAGGUACACAAGUAACUGCACUUUCAAACCCUUCACCUUGAACAAGUAUUAGAUAAUACCAUAGCAUUACCUACAGAGGCUGUCAAUGGUAUUUUCACACAACUCUGCUUUAUCUGAUUCAAAAGAUACCAACAAAACCAAGUAUCUCGCAUAUCGUUUUUGUUUCCUCAACUACCAUUAUUCUUCAGUGUUAGGUUUUCAUAUAAAGCUUAUGAACUAGCUAUUAAUUAUUUAAGUAUAUGAAUACACUAUCUGAAAGCAAAUCAAAUAAUUGCACACCAGUGCCCAAUUAAGCUUACAAACAAUGUCACAAGUUCGUGCCAAGGAAUGCAAAAUAAGCAUGCAAUUGCAUGCACAUUUUGUAUGCAUGGUUACACUGUCAGUUCUUUAGAAGUUCAAUCCUAGAACUGUGAACUGGAUGUCAUCUUCCCAUGAGACUUACCCAGUUUGUACUUGCACAUCAGUAAAGUUAUUGUGAAUCAAAAAUACAACCUUUUAGUACCCUUAAUGUGGUGGAAAUACAAGAACUUAAUUAUAUGAAAACUCUGCAAAGGUGAUCUUAAUGUUUACUACUCCAAGAGCCAGUAUUCACAAAUUCUGGGUCUUCUAAGUGUUCACAGGGGGUCUGGAUUCACUGUUUCCUGGGUUCCAAAAGAUCCAAAAAGAUUAUGUAAUGAAUAUUAAAAGAAGGCAGCUCCUUGUUUGAAGCAUUGCCUAGUGAUUUUAAGAUAGGGUUCAAAUGUGUCUAGUUCAUGCAGUGGUGCAGAAAAGUAACUGCCAAUUAGUACUGCUAUUAAGACAAAAUGUUCUUCUAAAAGCAGUAGCUCUGAAUACUUGCAGAAAUAUCCCUAUAAGUAAGACCUAGCUUUUGAGCCAGUAGAAUCUUAAUAGCAAUGAAAACUUAAAACUGUUUAUAUGUAUAUAAAAAGGGGAAUAUGUAUAUAUGUAACGUGUAUGUGGGGAACUUGCCAUCUCAAUUAAAUACGUAUACAGUGAUAUAUAUGAUAUGAUCUGGAACAGGAACAUCCUAUAAACAUUUUCUGUUUUGAAGCAAAGGUAAUUCUAACACAAUUUUACGUCGUAAAAAUCUGCAGCUUUGUUUAGUGUCACUGAAGGCUAUGGAGCAGAGGAUGGGGGAUAAGUCACACCGUACAAAGUACUUCUUGGUCUGGAAUAGGAGACAAAAUACCCACUGCAAGCAUCAUACGUUUUAGGACCCAAAAGACUUACACAGAAAUUUACUAAUAGCUUGUGUCCAUCUAAAAAAAUAUAUUGUCUCACUUCUGUUAUAGGAAUGAAGAACUAACAUGGAACGUAGCAUAUAUAGAUGGAAUUUUCCUGAGGGACUUUGAGGGGGCUUUUGAUUUGGCAAAAUGACCAUUCCUGGCAACAAAUGAAAGCACUGGAGUGGACUGGAUAGGGCAGGGGAAGGAAGGAAAAAGGGUUACAUGUGCAUCUUAAGUUUCUUUAUUUCUAUGUUCAACUGCAGUUCAGGGACUAAUGAGCAAGUCCCAGAGUCACCCAUUUGCCCAGAAUAGCAAUUAAGCACCCGUCCUCACCCCCAAGACAUUACUGUAAUCUAAAAUAGGCAGCGUGGGUACAAAAACAACACCUAUGACCAUAUCUCAUUUUGAUUGUCUCAGAGACACGUAACAGUAUAUUGUGCUAAUGACAUCCAAAUCCCAAGUAAAAUGCCAGCAACUGACACAAUAUCUCUGCCACUAUCAGAUAAAAGCAGUGCUCUACAACUAGUUUCAAAGUAAAUCUAGAUCAUAGGCAAUGUUUUGAGGAAAAAAAAAAAUCAAGCUAGGAUAGCUCACCGUAUCAAAAUUGUUAGAAUACAUUAUUAUUUUAAAAUAUGAUAUUUAUAAAAACAUGAAAAAGAUGACGACUGAACAGAGAUCACAGGUCUUAAGAACUUACCAUGCUUUUAGGAAGGUGGGUAUUAAUUACUUUUAUAGAAUUGUUAUUUUCCAGAAACACCAUUUAACUAUAAAAGUUCACUACUAAUCAAGAAAAAUGCCUCAACAUACUCAAUGACAAUUGAAAACACUAUAGCUCUCAGCAAAAUUAAGUCAUAUGUAUGGAUUAUUUCCCUAAACAAACUGAUUGACUAGCAAUUAUAAUCUGGAAAAGCCAAGACCUAUAUACCAUUGCAUCAUCAAAUGUUUCAUUAGAAACACCACCAAAUCAAUGUCAAACACAUUACUUUAUUUGUCUAGGAUGAUGUGUCCUAUUAGGUACAAAAAAGUACUCUUCAAUUUGCCACAAUUUCUUAAAAACAUAGCAGUCUAUUGCCUACAGGUAGGAAAGUUUUAAAUGUCAUAUAUAUGUUUAUAUAUGAAUAAAUAGUACAGAAAUAUUGUGAAGUUUUGAAGAGAUGCAGGAUAUGUUAAAAUGCUGUUAGAAGUUGACAUUUUUUUUCCUUUCUGCAUUAAAAACAAUGCAUACAAUAUGCAGCAUUUUUUUUUUUUUAAACGUCAAGGACCGCAUAACCUAACGCAACUAUUCUUUUUUAACUUUAAGAAGCAUAAUGGAUAAUGUUUUCACAUUGAACUAUUAUUUUUAAUUUUCACAUAUAGGUUAAUUGACAACAUUUGUAUGUACAAAAAAACAAGUGUUUUGUUAGAUAAAGUUAUCCCAGAAGUACCUGUACACCUGAGCCUGUAAGUAUAAGAAAGUGUGGUCAGUAGCAACAUCUUUAAGAAAAGUAACAGAAAAGGUUCUUGCAUAGCAAGGUGUGAGGUUAAACCCAAAAGGAGCUUAUCCAUAGAUCAGGUAAAUCCCAGAUCACUGUAGAACAGAAGUAAACUGUGAAUUAGUGCAAAAGCUAGUCAAAUGGUUGAAGAGCUGCAUAUAAAUCAUGGCUGAUAACUGUAGACAGGUAAUACGAGAGUCAUUUUUGCAAUACGAAAGUCAUAGAAAGAAAAACAUCUGCAAAUCCUAUCCUCUUUUGACUUCAACUUAUACCCCCUACUAGCACUCCUCAUACAGGAAACAAUGAAGCCAUCCAGAAUGCCUUUUGCCUUUCAAGGGUAUAAUUACACUUGAUACUUUACAUUCUUAGGGUUCUUGGCAAAAUAUCAAUUCAGCAGUGGGCAGCGACAUUUCACAAAAUACUUCCUACCAUGUUAUCAGUAUUACAGUAAUUUUGGCACUGCUGUAGAAAUUUUAUAAAGGGAUAACAGCUGCUUAAGAAUGAAAAGUUAUAAAUG
Cygnus olor (mute swan) is the source of this 4944-nucleotide messenger RNA. RefSeq names its product chromosome 18 C17orf58 homolog (gene C18H17orf58). The coding region runs from base 258 to 1409 and encodes 383 amino acids. NCBI's taxonomy places the organism in Eukaryota, Metazoa, Chordata, Aves, Anseriformes, Anatidae. The transcript is spliced from 5 exons. Gene Ontology annotation, molecular function: protein binding. The record is from RefSeq and is a predicted model, not a curated record.